Messenger RNA from Lagopus muta (rock ptarmigan), 1477 nucleotides. RefSeq names its product tripartite motif containing 54 (gene TRIM54). Gene Ontology annotation, molecular function: zinc ion binding. The record is from RefSeq and is a predicted model, not a curated record. The transcript has 9 exons. The coding region runs from base 152 to 1366 and encodes 404 amino acids. NCBI's taxonomy places the organism in Eukaryota, Metazoa, Chordata, Aves, Galliformes, Phasianidae.
GGACGGCCGCCCGCCGUGACUCAGUGUCACCCGACGCCGCCGACAGCUGCGCGGCCCCGACGGGGCGGGGGCGGCUAAAAUUAGAGCUGCGGGGCCGGAACGGGGCAGUGCGGGACAGGAGCGGUACCGGAGAGGUACCGGGACCGCGGCGAUGAAUUUCGCGGUGGGGCUGAAGCCGCUGCUGGCGGAAGCGCGCAGCAUGGAGAGCCUGGAGAAGCAGCUCAUCUGUCCCAUCUGCCUGGAGAUGUUCACCAAGCCCGUGGUCAUCCUGCCCUGCCAGCACAACCUCUGCCGCAAGUGUGCCAACGACGUCUUCCAGGCCUCCAACCCGCUGUGGCAGUCGCGGGGUUCCGGCGCAGGGCCGUCCGGGGGACGGUUCCGGUGCCCGUCGUGCCGCCACGAGGUGGUGCUGGACCGGCACGGGGUGUACGGGCUGCAGCGGAACCUGCUGGUGGAGAACAUCAUCGACAUCUACAAACAGGAGUCCGCGCGCCCCCUGCACGCGAAGGCGGAGCAACAUCUGAUGUGCGAGGAGCAUGAGGACGAGCGCAUCAACAUCUACUGCCUGCGCUGCGAGGCGCCCACCUGCUCGCUCUGCAAGGUGUUCGGCGCUCACAAGGACUGCGAGGUCGCCCCUCUGCCCGCCGUGUACCAGCGCCAGAAGGUGGGAUACCCCCAGGGGUUGGGGGGGUGGGCACGGUGGGGAGGUUUCCCGGCGCGAUCCCAACGCUGCUCCGCCCCCCAGAGCGAGCUGAGCGACGGCAUCGCCAUGCUGGUGGCGGGGAACGACCGCAUCCAGGCCAUCAUCACGCAGAUGGAGGAGAUCUGCCGCACCAUCGAGGAGAACGGCCGCCGGCAGAAGCAACACGUGGGGCUGCGCUUCGACUCGCUCUGCAGCAUCUUGGAGGAGCGCAAGAAGGAGCUGCUGCAGAGCGUCACCCGCGAGCAGGAGACGAAGGUGCAACGCGUGCGCGGCCUCAUCCGGCAGUAUGGGGACCACCUGGAGGCCUCCUCCAAGCUGGUGGAGACGGCCAUCCAGGCCAUGGAGGAGCCCCAGAUGGCCGUGUACCUGCAGCACUCCAAGGAGCUCCUGAAGAAGAUCACAGACAUGUCCAAGGUGUCGAUGAGCAGCCGCCCUGAGCCCGGUUAUGAGAGCAUGGACCACUUCUCCAUCAAUGUGGACCAUGUGGCCGAGAUGCUGCGCACCAUUGACUUCCAGCCAGAAGUGCUGGGUGAGGAUGAUGGGGACGGACCCACAGACAGCAGUGAGGGUGUGGGGGAUGAGGAAAACCUGGAGGCACCUGAGGCUGCUGAGGAUGUGGGGCAAAGGCAGAAGCCACUGAGCUCUCCCCAUGGUCAGCACUGAGCUGGAUUCACAGCACAACAUUGGCAUCAGCAAACCCUACAGCCCUACGACUGCUACGAGCCCCACAUGGUGGGGCUGCCGUCAGCCCUCAUUAAACCAAUGCAGAGGACA